Nicotiana attenuata is the source of this 1549-nucleotide messenger RNA. RefSeq names its product chaperone protein DnaJ. Gene Ontology annotation, biological process: protein refolding. Gene Ontology annotation, cellular component: cytoplasm. NCBI's taxonomy places the organism in Eukaryota, Viridiplantae, Streptophyta, Magnoliopsida, Solanales, Solanaceae. The transcript is spliced from 5 exons. Bases 231 to 1109 code for a protein of 292 amino acids. The record is from RefSeq and is a predicted model, not a curated record.
GAAUUGGUAGUCUAUAUCUGCAUCUCCAAAAUCUUGGUUAGGCUAUUGAGCGGCUACGAACAACUAAAUCCAAUUCCAAUUCCAGUUCCAAUUCUGAGUUUGAACAGAGGACUAUACUUAGUCUUGAUCUUGAGUUCUAUGUCAGCAAUCCAUAAAUAAGCUGCCGAUCACCGAAAAAGCAAAGGGUCCAUUAUUGUUUUCCUUUAAUUUGUGAUUGCAAUGCUAUAGCAAUGAUAGGUGUGAAUUUUCAGCCGUCCAUUUAUAUAUUUGCAAAAUCGGUUCUGUUUCAAAAUCCAGCAGCAAACUGCAACUUCUUCCAUUUUCCUUUGCAAAAGUUACCCGUUCGUAUAAUCGGGUAUGGGUCGGGAUUAGGCUUCUCACCUAGUCCAGGUGGCGGCGGCUACUGUGGCGGCUACUAUAAUAAGCAGAAGAGGAGAAAAUAUAAAGCUGCAUUGGUUAAGGCAAGUCGAAAAGAGUCUCCGUAUGAAGUUUUAGGGGUGUCUUCAUCGGCGACAGCAGACCAAAUCAAAAGGGCAUAUCGCAAACUCGCUCUCAAGUAUCAUCCUGAUGUUAACAAAGAGCCCAAUGCUCAAGAAAAGUUUAUGAGGAUUAAGCAUGCAUACAACACACUAUUGAACUCCAAAACCAGGAAGAGAUAUGAUUCGGGAAGUGACACAACAAGUUCUUCAUAUUAUAGUGGAGCAGGAAAAAGUAGAAGUACUGCAGAUGAAGAAGACUUCUAUAGCUUUGGUAGCUUUUUCACGGAUGUUCAAAUAACAAUAGCGGACUUCUUUAGGGAUGUCCAAGAAGAAUUUCGGAAUUGGGAGGCAACUGUCGCUUCGGAGGGAAAACCAAAGAGUUUGUGGGAAGAAUUGGCGGAAAUCGGGGAAGAAUUUGUUGAGUUCUUAGAGAAGGAGCUUAAUAUAACCGAUGCAGAGGUAGAAGAAAAAAGCAAUGAUGAAAGACCCCAGAAGGGAAAUGCACAAUCUGGAACAAACAGAACUGAUAAUGGAAAAGAAAAUAGGACAGAGAAAAAUAGCAGUAUUGAAGAAAAUAUUGAUGAGAUUGAAGCAACCCUUGCCCAAUUGAAAAAGGAAUUAGGUCUCUAAUGGGAUUGAAUUGAUACUCCCUAAAAAGAAGAGCAACAAUGUAUUGAAGAACAUGUUCUUGAUGUUUUUGGUUGUGUCUGGCGGCAAAAUCAAAUGGUUCGCCCACUUUGAACAUGUACCAACUGAAAAUCACAAAGGGUGUCCUUUAUUCAUUUCCUUGUACAGUUGCUAUGAUUCACGAAGUUUUUGCAGUAGUCAUGGUGAACUGGCUGCUACAUCUUUUGAUGUUUUAGAUAUAGCUUGUAUCAAAAGGUUUCAUGUGUAUUACUAUUAUAUAGAAAUGGGAGUUGGGGUGUACGGAUAGGGGUAUUAUAGGAAUUACUAUUGUUUAUCAUGUGUAUUUUGCUAUUUUGCUAUUUUGCUCUUCAAUUUCAGUUAUUUCAUGAAUUCAUGUUCCUCUUUUAAUGGUGAAACGUGUUAAGCCAACUGGGUUCCACUUC